Tinamus guttatus (white-throated tinamou) is the source of this 1875-nucleotide messenger RNA. NCBI's taxonomy places the organism in Eukaryota, Metazoa, Chordata, Aves, Tinamiformes, Tinamidae. The record is from RefSeq and is a predicted model, not a curated record.
CCGGGUACUCCUCGUGCCUCUCCUCUGGCUACUCCCGUCAGGAUGGAUUUAUGACUUGAAAAGGGGGGCGGGAUUGGAGGGAGGAAAAUUGCCUUCAGGAGCCAGAGACUCCACCACAGCCCAGCAAAACACAUAAGGAGGCGGUCGGAUCACAAGGCGUGAGCAGCACAGAAGUGCCACUCUGGGAUCUGGUGGAUCCUCGUAUGUAAUAUGACUGAUCUUAAGCCUUUCAUCUGCCUUCACAGCGUCAAGCUUCUGGAUUUAAGGUAGUUUGCCCGGGACCUGCUUUUGAUAUGUUGGCCAAGACUCUGCUUUCUCUUGGUCUGUGGCUGCAGUUUGCUGCGGGGCAGAACACACCUAAGGGAGGUCCCCUGCCCUCUCUUUCUGGUUCAGAGGGAGACCUCCUCUUCUUGCUGGACAGCUCUGGUAGCGUCUCCAACUAUGAGUUUUCCAGGGUCAAAGAAUUCAUAUGGGACCUCAUCCGACCUUUCACUUUUGGCCCCAAUGAUGUGCAGACCAGCAUCAUCCACAUCAGCACCACACCGACCAUGGAAUUCCCUUUUGACCGCUACCUGUCCAGUGGGACUGUGCAACAAGCCAUCCGGGACACUCAGCAGCUGAUGGGUGACACUAACACGGGCAAAGCUCUCUCCUAUGCUAAGGAAAAGUUCUUCAGCAAUGAAGCUGGUGCCCGGCCAGAUGUGCCUAAGGUCAUGGUUUGGGUGACAGAUGGUUUCUCCACCGAUGACAUCUCUGAACCCAUGCAGCUCCUGAAGGACAUGGGGGUAACGGUCUUCAUUGUCAGCACAGGACGGGGGAAUUAUUUGGAGCUCUCUGCUGCUGCCAGCCAACCUCCUGAGAAGCACCUGCACUUUGUGGAUGUUGACGACCUGCCCAUCAUCACCAAGGAGCUUCGAGAUGCCAUCCCAGAUGCCAUCCAAGCCAAUCGGCUUCGCGCAGUGGAUGUCACCUCAAGCAGCUUCCGUCUGGUGUGGCCCAAAGUCCUCUCCCAAGAAACUGGCUACUACACCCUGGAAUAUUCCCCAAUAGAUGAUCCAUCAAGAAAGAGGACAAAGCAAGUGCCUGGGGCUCACACUACCCUUGUGCUGAGCGAUCUUCCACCAGAAACCACUUACCAGGUGGCCCUCAUUCCCGAAUCCAACGUGCACUACAUCCCUCCCCAGACAACAAGGGUUACGACGCUGGCAGAGGAGAUCAGUCCAGCUCAGGUUCUCAUCUCGGAGUCCAAGCCACACAGCUUCCACGUUAGCUGGGCUCCCACCCCGGACAGCGUGACGGGUUAUCAGAUCCUGUACGGGCCGCUGCCUGGGAACUGGGUGAAGCUGCUGGAGGUGGAUGGCACACAAAACAGCACCGUGGUGGAGAACCUGGCACCCAACAGCACCUAUCUCGUGACAGUGACUGCCAUCUACAAAUCGGGAAAGGAGAAAUCCCUGUCCGCUAAAGCCUGCACUCAGGAAGAGGGCUUCAAGGUGAGGCACCUUCGCUUUGAGAACAUGGGCCCCAACACCGUGAAGGCCUCCUGGGACUCUGCCGACGGGAAGGUCCUCGGUUACCGAGUGAGGUGCCGGCGGCAGACCGGCCCUUCCUCCCUCGUGAGCGUUUCGCCGCAGACCCGCAGCGUUCUCCUCACCGACCUGCCUUCGGGCACCACCAGCAAAGUCUGCGUGAAGCCCGUCUACAAGAACCAGCCGGGCAAGGGGCUGUGCCGCACGCUGCUCAUGCAGCCAGCUACAGAAGCCCAAGGAUAUAAGCACAGGGCAUGACAGGCACUGGAGUGAACUGAUCCCCCACGGGGCAAGGGGAAAAGCUUGGACAAGAAGGAGGGAUCUGGGGAGGAAGCUGGAAACCUCA